Molecule: messenger RNA, 2977 nt
Organism: Dermochelys coriacea (leatherback sea turtle)
Lineage: Eukaryota; Metazoa; Chordata; Testudines; Dermochelyidae
Product: zinc finger protein 777-like
Exons: 5
Coding region: 205-1770 (521 amino acids)
Biological process (GO): regulation of DNA-templated transcription
Source: RefSeq, a predicted model, not a curated record
CCCCGCUCCGCCCCGCCGCUCCCGGCCCCGCCAGCCCGGCCGCGGCUCCCGGCCUCCCUCCCUGCGCCCCGGCUGCGCUCGCUCCGCUCCGCCCGGCAGCGGGGCCGGCCCGUGGCGAGGCGGCGCCGGGACUCUGCCCAGCCCGCAGCGGGAGCGGAGCUCGGCCGGGCCGGGCCCGCUGCAGAAGCCCCGCCCGGGGGGGCCAUGGCCGAGCGGGCCGCUGCCCAGGCUCCAGAAUGGGACGUGGAGUCCCAGCACUCGCCUCUUUCGCAGCCCCACACUGUCCCCAGACGGACUUCUGUGAGAGAAACCCCGCUGCAAACUGCAGAGAUCUCCCUGACUCUAGUGGCUGCAAUUCAAGCCGUGGAGAGAAAAGUUGACGCUCACGCCAUCCGGUUGCUGAAUCUGGAAGGGCGAACAGUGACGGCUGAGAAGAAAUUGAUAGGUUGUGAGAAAACCGUGGUGGAGUUUGGGAACCAGCUGGAGAGUAAGUGGGCCGUGCUGGAGACUCUGAUCCAGGAGUAUGGGCUGCUGCAGAGGAGGCUGGAGAACAUGGAGAACCUGCUGAAGAACAGGAACUUCUGGAUCCUGAGGCUUCCCCCAGGAACUAAGGGGGAGGUACCCAAGGUCCCAGUGACAUUUGAUGACGUCUCCGUCUAUUUCUCCGAGCAGGAGUGGGAGAACUUAGACGAAUGCCAGAAGGAGCUUUACAAGAAUGUGAUGAAGGGGAAUUACGAGACCCUGAUCUCGCUGGACUACGCCAUCUCCAAACCCGACAUCCUGUCCCAGAUAGACCCGGGGGAGGAGCUGUGUGUCGGGGAUCGGGAGGACUCCGAGAGGAGAGAGAUCCCUCUGGAGCCCUGCGCGGCAGAUAGUGGGGUGGUGGUCAAAAUGGAGGAGGAGAACCCUGAGGAGGAGCCGGAGAACUUGGAGCUACAAAGGACGUUGCCGGAAACGGAGGUUUUCCAGUGUCCGGAGCAGGGAACAAACCAUGAGGAGAGUCUGUGCAGUCCCGAGAGGGAGCCAGCGGACCUGCCCGGAAACGGCCUGGAGGAGCCGUCUCUAUGCGGGACAGACCCCCAGAAGAUCGAGCCGUUGCUUGUUUACCUGCAGAGCCCUGCAGCAGCGAGGCUGUUCGUAUGCGCCGAGUGCGGGAAGAGCUUCCGCAGCCGGCAGCAUCUCACCCUGCAUCAGAGGGACCACGCAGGAGCAGGGGCCUGUCUGCUGCAGCCUGGGGAGAGCUUCAUCCUGAAACAUGGCCCCGGACCCCACCCCGGGGCCCAGGCGGGAGGCAAACCCUACAAGUGCUCCGAGUGCGAGCGCAGCUUCUGCCACAAGUCCAGCCUGCGGAAGCACCACCUGGCGCACACCGGGGAGCGGCCCUACGCCUGCACCGAGUGCCGCAAGAGCUUCAAGCAGAGGGUGAGCCUGGUGCUGCACCAGCGGAUCCACUCAGGGAAGAGCGAAGGCUCCUUCAUCUGCACACAGUGUGGCAGGUACUUCAGCCACCACUCCAACCUGACGCGGCACCUGCGCAUCCACACAGGGGAGCGGCCCUACAAAUGCACCGAGUGCGAGAAGAGCUUCACGCGCAACCAGUACCUGGUAGAGCACCAGCGCAUGCAUGCAGGCGAGCGCCCCUAUCACUGCCCUGAGUGUGGCAAGAGCUUCCGCUACAAGCGAUCGCUCUAUUACCACCAGAACAUCCACACCGGGAAGGGCUUCCCCCUGCAGGGCUUGCUGGACCCCGGGCCGGGCCAUGUGGGGUAAACCAACAGCAGGGCCAGAAUCCACACUCCGUGGGGCUUACAGGGGGCUGCCUCCCUCCGAGAGCAAUGCCCGAGAGCUCCAGCCAUGGCACUGCAGCCACUUGAUUGUUACAGAAACUAAGCUAUAUUUUUCAGAGUAUUUUGAAUGCAGCCUUUUGUUAAGAGAAGUAGGAGUGUCAGCCUGGAUAAGGCGGAGGGUCCCUGUCCUGGACUCAGGGCUGGCAGAGCCUAGCUGGGAGGGAAGGGUGAGGAGAUGGGGGGUAACUUGAAGGGGACAUGGGGCCUUCCUAGCCCCACCUCCACCGAGUUGUUCAUAUGGGGCUGGGCACUGAUUUCUCUGCAGUGUCCUAGCCUCUGUGUCCUGCUGUGACUGAGUGGUAAAGGGCCCCGGCAGCAUGGAAAGGGGAAUCCCCGCCGCAGGCCCUGGGUCUCCUGCAGCCCAGGGAGAAGAGCUGGCAGUAACGGUUCUGACCCACCAUGUGGGACCACGGCCUAUGGCCUGGGUUAGGGAACACCGUUACCAGGCAGGGCUGCACCCAGCUCGGUUUCAGUGGGUGUUGCCAGGGGAUCCCCUGGCCCAUGAAUGUUCAGAUGUUUCGCUCCCACACUUUGCUGCCCCAUGGAGCUGGGAAUCUGUGCGGGAUCCGUGUAUUCUCAUAGCAGGGGCCAUGGACGACCCAGCCAUGAUCCUCUAGGAAUCUUGCUCGGGAUUCCUUCCUUCCCUGGGCUCCUCCAGUUUGUUCCUGUGGUGAUCCUCCUUGCAGUUAAUUUUCCCACCUGCCUGCUGUUUGGCUGGAGCGCCCUGUGAUGCUUCCCUGGGGCACCUUGUUACCACCUGCCCUUAGCAUGGGGAAGCUUGGUCUGUGCCUGCCAGGGGUCAGCUUCCCAACUCCAGCAGGCAACACAAGCCCUCCCAGGUAGGCCUCGCAGGGCCCCUUCCUCUCUGCUGGUUACCGAUAGGCCCCCUCGAGCCUGCAGUAUCUCCCUGGCACGUCCAGCCCCUGGCCUGCUGCUCACUUGCAGGAUUCACAGAUUUGCUGCUUCCCAAGAAACAGCCCACCCCCCCACUGCCCCUCAGUUUGCCGCUCCGCUUCCCACCCAGCACUUAUAUUGGUACAUCGUGAAAUCAAGGAUAAGGUUAUUUAAUGAAGCCCAGAGCAUCAAGUGAUAGCAAAUGGUUCCAGCCAAAAUAAAAUCAUAACCAGUGU